Molecule: messenger RNA, 1023 nt
Organism: Trichoderma citrinoviride
Lineage: Eukaryota; Fungi; Ascomycota; Sordariomycetes; Hypocreales; Hypocreaceae
Product: RmlC-like cupin
Exons: 1
Coding region: 1-1023 (340 amino acids)
Source: RefSeq, a predicted model, not a curated record
AUGCCCCCCAUCAUCCUCCCCGCAAACCAGCCCCCCAACCGCUUCUACGCCGGCGGCCCCCAAAUCGCCGCCCUCCGCUCCCAUCCCGCCAGCGCCUCCCACGAGCCCGAGGACUGGAUCGCAUCCACCACCUGCUGCGCCGGGCACCAGGCCGCCAACAACAACAUCGGCCUCACCCGCCUCCCCUCCGGGACUCUCCUCCGCGACGCCGUGUCUUCGUCGCCGGAGAAGUGGCUCGGGCCGGGCCACGUCGCCAAGUACGGAGCUGACACGAAGCUCCUCGUGAAGCUGCUCGAUGCGGGACAGAGGUUGCCCGUGCAUGCGCAUCCGCACGUCGACUGGGCGGCGAAGCAUUUGCACGACGAAGAGAAGAAGAAGCACGGCAAGGCGGAGGCGUGGUACAUCCUUACUCCUGGGACGGUGUGGUUGGGGUUCCGGGAGGACGUCGACCCGGAGGAGUUGCUUCGUGUUGUGCAGGAGGGGCGGGGCGCGGAGCUUCUGGAGAGGAUGCAUGAGAUUGACGUCGAGCCGCAUCAGACGGUGUAUGUGCCUCCUGGUGUUGUCCAUUCCAUUGGCGAGGGCUUGUUUGUCGUGGAGGUGCAGGAGCCGUCGGAUAUGUCGAUUCUUUGCGAAUGGAGCGGGUUCAAGAUUGAUGGCGCAAAGGAGGGCCAUUUGGGGGUCGGCUUCGAGACGGCACUUACAGCUGUCGAGACGAAGGGGCGGACGAGGGAGGAGGCGAUGAAGCUUGUCACGGAGCCGAGGGUUGCGGAGAGUCUCUGCGUGGAGGAGUCGAGGCGGUAUUUCCUUCUGGAGAGGGUGCUGCUUGUGAAGAGCAAGAGUAGUAGUUGCCGGCGGGGGUUUGCGGUUGUCGUUGUCCUUGAGGGACAUGUUGUUUUGAAGACGGAGUUUGGGGGGGAGGGCUUGGAUUUGACAAAGGGGGCGACGGUGGUGGUUCCGUAUGAGGACGGGGAGAUUACGUUGGAGGGGCGUGCGGAUGUUGUUAUUGCUCGGCCGCCUGAGUAG